Lasiosphaeria miniovina is the source of this 933-nucleotide messenger RNA. RefSeq lists its product as uncharacterized. The annotation marks the transcript as partial. The record is from RefSeq and is a predicted model, not a curated record. NCBI's taxonomy places the organism in Eukaryota, Fungi, Ascomycota, Sordariomycetes, Sordariales, Lasiosphaeriaceae. The transcript has a single exon.
CCCGCACGCCCCCUCCUCGCUCGCCUCCAGCACUCCGGCUUCGUCAUCGUCCGCAACACCCUCUCCGCCACCGACCUCACUACGCUCCGUGGCGCAGCCACACGGCUGACAUCCGUCGCGCGGUGCGGCGCGUGGCCGCACGUGCGGACGGUGGGCAAGCAGUUCCCGCCCUGGGACGCAUCAGCUGCCCGCUCCGCCGGCAUCUGGGGCGUGCAGCACCUUUUGCACCCAGACCUGCCACUCAGCACCGCCGACCGCGCCGCCUUCGCGCGCGUGUACUUCUCCGACGCCGUGCUGCGCGUGGUGCGCGAGCUGCUCGAGAUGGACAGCGACGAGCAGCUGGUCAUGGAGCUGUUCAACAUGCUGGUGCGGCCGGGGACGGAGGCAGAGCCGAUGGAUGACUUCGCGCUGCGGUGGCACCGCGACGACAUUCCUUGGGAGGCGACGGCGGACGAGGAGGAGGCGCGGCUCUCGGCCACAAAUCAGCAGCAGCACGCGCAGUUCAACCUCGCGCUGUACGACGACGCGUCGCUCAUCGUGGUGCCCGGCAGCCACGCGCGGGCGCGCACGGCGGCGGAGCGCGGCGCGGACCCUUAUGAUGAUGGCAACGCCAUGCCCGGCGCGGCGGCCGUGGCGCUGGCGCCCGGCGACAUAGUCUUCUACGACAACAACAUUGUGCACCGCGGCGUGUACGCGGCCGGCCGCGAGCGCGCCACGUUGCACGGCUCCGUGGGCCGCGCGGCGGUGGCUGGGGCCGAUGACGAGGCGGCGAACGCGCGCGCGCGGAAUGUCCUCCAGCACGGCGUCGGCGCCUAUGUCGACCGCUGCGACUUUUCGGGGCUGCCGCAAUUCCGGACGGCCGAGGCCAUGCGCCGCCGGCUAGUGGACAUGGGGCGCCAGCACGGCGACGUGGGGUACAGUCUCAGCGGGUGA